Eurytemora carolleeae is the source of this 538-nucleotide messenger RNA. RefSeq lists its product as uncharacterized. The record is from RefSeq and is a predicted model, not a curated record. The transcript has 5 exons. Bases 170 to 538 code for a protein of 122 amino acids. Lineage: Eukaryota; Metazoa; Arthropoda; Copepoda; Calanoida; Temoridae.
AAAUCAUAUUUUAAAUCAUUUUUUUUCUGACCUAUCCCAUGAAACCUUUCCUGACGAGAUCAUGUGAUUGUGAGGUCAAAGCAACACAAACUGCCGUUUUGACGUAGGUUGAAUUGAAAAAAGCCAAUCCCCUUAUAGACAAGUUGAAUAUAAAUAUAUAAGACUUUAGAUGACAAAUGUAAAAUUGUUAGUUUUUCUUUUUCAUCUUUUUGUGACCAUUAGUGGAGCAGAACAACAGUCAACAGGUUUAUAUUAUGAAUAUCAAGACUAUCCACAAGAUCAAUUCAACAACGUUUUAGUAGAUAAUCAAUCAGGGUUGAAUGAAAGGAAUGGCUCUGAUCUCCAGGAGUACCAGGAUACACAGGAUAUCCAGGGGUACCAGGAUACCCCAGAAAAUGAAAGUUUGGAGAAAACUGAAGAGGAAACUAUCUCACCGCAAUACAUACCAGAUUCUCUUCAAACUGCGGCUCUCCUUGAAACCAUGCAGAGAAAUAAACGAUCCAACAGUUCGACCCAGGAAAGCUUUUUAGCAAGAUAG